AUGUGUGAUUAUAACACUGGUGAAGAUCUUAUUAUGACUGUAGUGCGAGGUCUUAUUGUUCCAUCAUUAACUUUAAUUCCAGAAGGUGAAAUCACCAUUGACAGUAUCAUUUCUGUUUUUUGUUGGAUUAAUCAACCAUUGUCGAUUGUAACUCUUGUUGGCAGAGCAGAAAUUUUCUUGAAUGCUGAUCCAAAUUUUUUCAACCCAGUGUACCAUGAAGGACGCUUGAUCACUUGCCAGGGCUUUGUAACAUAUGCCAUUUUGGACGUCUUGAAUUUUUUACCUGGAAGGGCCAGACCGGACGCUGCAUUUCAACAAUUUUUGCAAAUUAGAGAAGGUCCCAUCGUUACCACUCGCGGAAGACAAAGUGGUUACCAGGAAGUCAACUUUCGAACCCAGACUACACGUUUUGUUAUUGAGGAGUUGGAAAGGGAUGUUAAUACCGAAGGAGACCAAGAACGUCAAAAAAGAGAAGGAAUGGGGGAAGAAGAGGAGGAAUGGGAAGAAGAGGAGGAGGAGGAAGACGUACCUGAGGGUGAUCCAAUGGAGGGUGAUCCAAUGGCUGAAAUGAUGGCGCAGGAGAAUAGAGCCAAACGUGCUAGAGAAGACAUAGCAAGUGAAGAAAGAGAGGCUUCACCUGUUGCACCUGAAGUUCAACAGGAACCUGUUGGUCGUGUGUCUCGAUCUUUGAGAUUUCCAAGAAUUAGAAGUCGAACUGCGACCGAUAGUCCUGGUCCAAGCGGAUUACCAGAAGGUACGCCACAACCACCAGUGAGACGAUCUACUCGUAAUAAAAAAUAA
Molecule: messenger RNA, 801 nt
Organism: Mucor mucedo
Lineage: Eukaryota; Fungi; Mucoromycota; Mucoromycetes; Mucorales; Mucoraceae
Exons: 2
Coding region: 1-801 (266 amino acids)
Source: RefSeq, a predicted model, not a curated record